UUGGGAAAGUGGCAACCGCGGAUCACUCAACCCACAAAGCCACCAAAACCGACGUUAACCUGAAGUAAACAAAACGGAGCUUAAUUCCAUUCCGUGUCAGUUUACGUGUUCACUUGCGUGUGUGUUGGUGCAGCUAUCAAUUUGGUUUACGUGUUAAUUCUGUUCCACACAUGCAGCUAAAUCAGUGAUUUCACUCGUGUCGACGGCUGCAGCAAAUUAGUUUUUCAUUGAAGUUGAAUCGUCGUCAAUCAGUUAAUGAUAGUGGUUGAUUAAUAUUACUGGUGGAAACUAUUACUAGAUUUGAAAGAAGUUUUGAUUCAAGAAGUGAUAAUAACAUCUAGAUUUGAAAGUGUUUGGAGAAAUUGUAAAAAAUACGGGGAUCAGUCGUUCAGUGUGUGUUCGACAUAAGUGUUGUCUAGUGGAGAGUAACUUGUGGUUUUUGGGGACGUUUUCGGGAAUUUUCGGGGUGUUAUUAGUGUUUGGAGACUGGAUUAGUGCGUGAAAAUUGGUCGGAUUAUGGAUAUGUUGCUCAGAUUGCAGUGAUGGCGGCAGAGCGAAAUGUCGGAAUACAUAGAUCCUCACUUUAUCAGGGCUUUGGCCAAACCGCCCGACAAACGAAAUCUCCAGGACUUGCAGAUCAUCUACUAUGGCCUGCAUGGACUGGAGGCGUUGUCACCCUACCGCGACUCGACGCUGCGAUCUCUCUGCAAGACGGUGCGAUACGAGCGACACGACGCUAACGACGUCCUCUACUACACGGGGGAGCUAUCAACAUGCUGGUAUAUCCUGAUCUCAGGAUCUGUUUUCAUCGAUGGGUCCAUGUUUCUACCAACAUCAAGGUAUGUGAAUUUAGAGCUCUCAACUAGUAAACUGUGUUCGAGUUUCCAUAUUCUGGUAAGAUUCAGCUUUAGAAUAAAAUUGUUUGAAAUCUAUUAUAAAUGCAAUGUUGUACUAAUGUAAUAAUUUGUUGA
Molecule: messenger RNA, 971 nt
Organism: Nilaparvata lugens (brown planthopper)
Lineage: Eukaryota; Metazoa; Arthropoda; Insecta; Hemiptera; Delphacidae
Product: rap guanine nucleotide exchange factor 6-like
Exons: 5
Coding region: 559-960 (133 amino acids)
Biological process (GO): positive regulation of ERK1 and ERK2 cascade
Source: RefSeq, a predicted model, not a curated record